This is a messenger RNA of Arctia plantaginis, 1278 nucleotides long. Lineage: Eukaryota; Metazoa; Arthropoda; Insecta; Lepidoptera; Erebidae. The record is from the annotation of a GenBank genome assembly.
AUGAGCUUGUGGGUUAUAACAACAUGCCUGGGCCUGUUACCAGGAAAUCAGACAACUGCUAUGCUCGCCACUAUACCUACAACGGCAUCCACGGCUACAAUGACAACAGAACAACCAGCAACUACUGGAUCACUUCGGAUUGUUUCUCGACUCGGCACUACUCUGGCACCUUAUGCAAUGAAAAAUAUGACAUCUUUUAACGCUGACAGUGUACAAGUAUCAUCGUAUAACACUGCUGUAAAAGUUCUCAGGCCGAACAGAAUUUCAUACCGUAAAAACAUGACAUCUACCUAUAACAAUGUCCGAAAGACAAACGAUACACAAAAUAUUAUAAAGGCACAAAGCGGUGCGUGUGUACCUGCUGGCACUUGUAUUCGAAAUCGAAUAGAUGUAAGAAUCGUUACUCCUCAGGUGCCGUGUACUACAGGCCAAGAAUAUUGUGGUGGCACAUCUACAAGGAAUGACUUAUCGAACAUUAAUUGCGGAGUGAUACAACCAGUUUCUCCUUCACCGGUUAUACUAGAACCAGGUCAAGCUAGCUUUGGGGCAAUUCCAUGGCAGGGAGCACUAUUAGCUUCUACAGAAUUUGUCACAGGAAUUGUACUAAUAGACAGCUUAAAUGUGUUAACUGUGGCUCAUAAAGUAUCACCAUAUCUUAUUUCAGAUUUGCCUGAUAACUUAAUAGUCCGGUUAGGCGAUUGGGUAAAGGUUCUGAAAGAUCCAGUGUCAUACCAGGAAUAUACUGUGCUCAAAGUGUUCAGUCACCCAAUGUACAAUCCCAGUACUUUGGAGAAUGAUAUUGCGAUAUUAAGAUUGGCUUCAAGAGUGCCAUUUACUCCAAGUGCGGGGGCCGCAGUAUCUAUUAAUAGAGCAUGUUUACCUCUAUCAUCAUCUACUGCUUAUACAGAAAGAAGAUGUAUCGUGUCAAAUAGGGGCUAUCAAAUGUUAGGUCCAAAAGCUUUUUUCAAGGAGAUUCGCAAGAAGGAAGAUGUAUCUAUAGUAGACUCGGAAACAUGUCAGUCACUACUGCGGAUAACUCGUCUUGGCUCUGAGUUGAAUGUACAAUCAUCAUCGUUCAUAUGCGCACGAGGAGAAGACGAUGAAGACGCGUGUACGGAAGAUGGUGGGUCGGGUUUACUUUGUGAAGUGGACGGAAAGUGGCAAAUAGUGGGCCUGUACACAAGAGGGCUCGGUUGCGGCAUUGCUAAGAUGCCUGGAGUGUUCGUCAACGUAGCCACCUUCUUAACUUGGAUACAAGAAAAAAUUGCAUCGUCGUGA